GGUUGCGGUUUCCUUAUUAAGAUAUGGCCCCGUCAUGAUCGCGAUAACGAUGAGUUUAAAUCGGGAUUGAAUUUCGUGAUUCAGUCGUUCCUACAGCUUAUUGACGGCAUUUCAGAAAAUCAGAUCUAGUAAACGACAUGUUGCCAGUGGCAGUAGUUUUGUUGGGGCUCCUGAGCACUUCUUACGGAGCCCUGCAGUUAAAGCCGUACAACGAGACGGCGCUCAGUAUGUUUCUGGCCAAUGACUUCAACCACGAUGGCGUCAUCACCUUGGUCGAACUCGAGUCAAGCUUUGACAAAUACGACGCAAACGGCGACGGGAUUGAGUCCCGGCACGAGUACACGGAGUACAUCUGCGCGGUGUCGCCGAGCCUGUACCAGCUGUCCCACUGGCUCUUCGACGACUACGACUUCAACCACGACCACCACCUCACUAAGCAGGACUACGACAGUCUGUUUGCGGUGAUGGAUGCUAACCAUGAUGGGAAUGUAACCCCAGAUGAAUUCAUAGUAUACUGGGAAAGGAUUUUCCCCAAAUAUGAAACGUCCGGUCAGCACGGUCAGCAUUUUGCCCACGGAAAUUCUGCUUGUCACUAAAAUGGCUUUGCAACGUGUGAAAAUUCUUCAUAAAGGUGGCCUCUUGUAGAAA
Messenger RNA from Dreissena polymorpha, 648 nucleotides. RefSeq lists its product as uncharacterized. Gene Ontology annotation, molecular function: calcium ion binding. The transcript has 6 exons. Bases 138 to 596 code for a protein of 152 amino acids. Lineage: Eukaryota; Metazoa; Mollusca; Bivalvia; Myida; Dreissenidae. The record is from RefSeq and is a predicted model, not a curated record.